Molecule: messenger RNA, 870 nt
Organism: Capsella rubella
Lineage: Eukaryota; Viridiplantae; Streptophyta; Magnoliopsida; Brassicales; Brassicaceae
Product: chaperone protein dnaJ 8, chloroplastic
Exons: 3
Coding region: 166-654 (162 amino acids)
Source: RefSeq, a predicted model, not a curated record
UCUCUCUCGCUUUAUCCAAAUCCAUUUAAAUCCAUUAUUAUUGAACCUUCCUGAAAGGAAAAAAAGAAAGAAAAAAAGACAAUCCUUUAAUUAUCUUUCAAUUUUCAGAUUCCAUUCUUUUGAGUUUUCGGUUUGAUUCCCAACUUGUGAACUUUCAAAAGAAAAAUGACGAUUGCUUUGACGAUCGGAGGAAACGGGUUCUCUGGUCUACCCGGAUCUUCGUUUUCAUCAUCCUCUUCUUCGUUUCGAUUAAAAAACAGCAGACGAAAGAACACGAAGAUGCUCAACAGAUCAAAGGUCGUUUGUUCUUCAUCUUCUGUUAUGGAUCCCUACAAGACUCUUAAGAUCCGACCCGAUUCAUCUGAAUACGAGGUCAAGAAAGCUUUCAGACAACUCGCUAAAAAGUAUCAUCCUGAUGUUUGUAGAGGAAGCAAUUGUGGUGUGCAGUUUCAGACAAUCAACGAAGCUUACGAUAUUGUGUUGAAGCAAAUAAAGAAUCAGAUGGAAGGGACGGAGGAAUUUGAGCCGUUCGAUGUAUAUGACGAGGGAUUGAACGGAAUGAAUGAUCCAGAUUGCGACACGUGGGAGGAAUGGAUGGGAUGGGAGGGAGCAGGAACCCGUGAUUACUCCUCUCAUGUGAAUCCUUACGGUUGAGAGUUGAGAGAACCAAAACCUAAACCAAAACUUUAAUCAUCCCAAUUGUGGAAUUUUACUGAAUGUGUGUGUAUGUAUAUAAAUAACAACAAUCAUCCGAGAAAGAGAGACGCUUAAACUAAGCACAAUGUAAAUUUGGUGAAAUUUGUCUCCUUUUCAAUGAUUGUUUGAAAAUUGUGAAUAAAGUAAUUUUCUCCUUCCUUCGUGUAAUGUAAA